Betta splendens (Siamese fighting fish) is the source of this 980-nucleotide messenger RNA. RefSeq names its product chromosome 16 C15orf48 homolog (gene coxfa4l3). The record is from RefSeq and is a predicted model, not a curated record. The coding region runs from base 348 to 605 and encodes 85 amino acids. The transcript has 5 exons. NCBI's taxonomy places the organism in Eukaryota, Metazoa, Chordata, Actinopteri, Anabantiformes, Osphronemidae.
AUACUGUUAAAAUAAGUAAAGUUUGAUUGUUUAUUUGUUUGGUGUUUCUUCUUGUUUAUUAACAAAUUUGCAACAUUGGAGCUUUGGCUUUUUAAACAAUCUGCAAGCCAUUUACUUUCACUUCUCAACUCUGGCCACAAGAGUGUGCUGCACCAUUAGAAAAUGUAUUGAUAAGGAAAGUGGUUCAGCUGUUGAACAAGAUUCCAGUAGUGCAUUUCUGUGCCGGAAGCUUUGUCUGUCUACGUGCCUUUCUCCUCGUACCACCUCUCAUCCAGCCUACAUCAGCUGGUUCUGUCGACAAACUUCUACCACUUCUGAUCAGCAAAAGGUAUUUCACCAACUUGAAAAUGAAUGCAUUUUUCCAGAUGCUGAGAAAGAAAAAGGAGCUGAUACCACUGAUUGGCUUUAUGGCUUUUGCUGCAACAGGAGCCACCACUGCCGCACUCUAUUUUCUAUUUACUAAACCUGAUGUUAUUUUGAAUAAGACACGUAACCCCGAGCCAUGGGAAAGGCUCGACCCAUCAAAAUCCCAAAAGCUCAUCACCAUCAAUCAGCAAUGGAAACCAGUGGAGGAACUGGAGCUGGUGAGGAAAAUCACCAAGUAAAAUGGCGGGAACCUGCUUCGAAUUUUGUCAACCUGCCAGCCCCCCCAUCAGUCUAGCAGAAUUAUUUCUGCACAAACUAGGACGCUUUGACACUCUGUGUGCGUAAAUGCUUCUGCUCCUCUGGUGGGGUUUCACUCUGUAGUGACCACGGAAAGAUAGCCGCAACGGCAAUACCCUGCAAUCAGGUCAAAUUAGGGAAAUCGAACAGGCUUCUAUGAUAAAAAUGAGACAUUUUCAUAUCUCUGGGGUUUUAUUUCAUAGUAUAGUUGAUGGUCAUGGCAAACCAGAUUUUUUUCAAAGUGUAUUUGAAUGUAUGUUUACUAAAUAAAUUUAAAGAAAUAAAAUGCAAAUGACGGACUGUACAAUCUCAAAGUA